Spodoptera litura is the source of this 2500-nucleotide messenger RNA. RefSeq names its product Nna1 carboxypeptidase (gene Nna1). Lineage: Eukaryota; Metazoa; Arthropoda; Insecta; Lepidoptera; Noctuidae. The record is from RefSeq and is a predicted model, not a curated record. Gene Ontology annotation, molecular function: zinc ion binding; metallocarboxypeptidase activity. Gene Ontology annotation, biological process: proteolysis.
CGCUCAAGAGAACAUAAUGAUGAUUGAAAGGGAAGAGCAAAGAAAGGAUUUCAUUGAAAAAACGACGGUAACCCUUACACUUCCUUCGAUAAAUCCCGUAAUGCAAGAUGAAAUGUUCAUAGCAAACAUAGAGCAAGUUAAAUCGCUACAAGCUUCGUUAUUUCCAAUAUGCAGUAAAGGGACGUUCAUCUCGAACUUUCUCCAAAACAAUAUUAAAACCAAUCAGUUAGAAAUAAAUACAGACAUAAGAACAUUCCGCACAACAGCAAAAUUAAAAGAACCAAGAGAUUUGUUUGCACUUCCAAAAGAGCUUGAUUGUCCUCAGCAAGCUCCUCGAUGGCCCACAGAAUGUCAAGUAGUAGAAGAAAAAAUUCAACACAUUAUUUGGAGCCCCGCAUCUCCUGAACCAUAUUACAUAUCAUCAGGGAAAGAGUUACAACCACAACCUGUCGGUGAAGAUGCAGGAACAGUGAUCUUUCAAUAUUAUCCAAUGAGUGCCGUCAACUAUUUCAGUCGCUCCACUGUCGGAGGAUCACGCUUAUAUUUAUCAGCGUGUGCAAGUGCCGGAGGAGAAGAUGAACUAAAAUUUGAAUCUCGUUUCGAAAGUGGAAAUUUAGCAAAAGCAAUCCGCAUAACUUCAGCAUAUUAUGAAUUGCAUCUCCGCACUGACCUUUAUACUAAUAGGCAUAUGCAAUGGUUCUAUUUCAGAGUCACGAACACAAAAAAGCAAAUGACAUACAGAUUUUCCAUAGUGAACUUAUCAAAAGCCGAAAGCUUAUACAAUGAGGGCAUGCGACCUUUAUUAUACUCAACCAAGGACGCUCAGUUGCAUUCGAUCGGCUGGAGACGAUGCGGUGAUAACAUCGCUUACUAUAAAAACGAUUCAUCGUCGGAAGAAGAAGAGCAAUUUCCAAGUUACACGUUAACUUUCAAUAUAGAAUUCCCUCACACCGAUGAUGCUGUGUAUAUUGCGCAUUGUUACCCAUACACUUACUCCGAUUUACAAGAAUAUCUAUCUAAAUUACAAUCUCAUCCCGUCAAAUCAACGUAUGCUAAACUAAGGCUACUUUGUAGAACAUUAGCUGGGAACAAUGUAUAUUAUCUAACUGUAACAGCUCCACCGAGUUCUUCUGAAACAGAGCAAAAGAAAAAGAAAGCUGUUGUUAUAACAGCAAGAGUUCACCCGGGUGAAACUCCUUCAUCUUGGAUGAUGAAAGGUUUUAUGGAUUAUCUAACUGGAGAUUCGAAUCAAGCUCGUGAAUUAAGGGAAAAGUUUAUAUUCAAACUCGUACCCAUGUUGAAUCCUGAUGGAGUAAUCGUUGGUAACAAUCGAUGUUCACUGACCGGAAAGGAUUUGAAUAGACAAUAUCGAACAGUUAUACGGGAAACAUAUCCACCAGUCUGGCAUACAAAAGUGAUGAUACGGAGACUACAGGAAGAAUGUGGUGUAGCAAUGUAUGUCGACCUCCACGCACAUUCCCGAAAACACAAUAUAUUUAUUUACGGAUGUGAAAGCCGAAAAACUUCUGACAAACGUUUACAGGAACAAGUUUUUCCUUUGAUGCUUCACAAAAAUGCGGCCGAUAAGUUCUCAUUCGAAAACUGCAAAUUCAGGAUACAACGCAGUAAGGAAGGCACUGGCCGGGUCGUAGUUUGGAUGUUAGGAGUCUCUAAUAGCUACACAAUGGAAGCAUCUUUUGGCGGUUCAGAACUGGGAAGCAGAAUGUCAACACAUUUUUCUGUUCAAGACUAUGAAAGUCUAGGAAGAACAUUCUGUGAGACGUUGCUUGAUUUUUGUGAUGAAGAUCCUAGUAAAGAACGACUAAGAACAAAAAUUGUCACCAGACUCUUGAAAGAAGGAUCAAAUGCAGAUGAGCCAACAAAUAUUGAUUUAUCAGACUAUUCAAGUGAUGAAGGAGACACGUCGAGCAGUAGUUCCGAAGGCGGACACAGAAGAGAAUCAACAAAACAGCCCGCACCGCCACCUUCACCGAUAUUUCCCGAUAUAAAUAAAAAUUUAAAUGAGAAACCAAGAAAACCACGACCGAGACUAGAAAAGAUGAAACGAAUUGAAAAGAAAAAAACGAAACGGGAAACUUUACAGGUAUCUCGAGCAACAAUAGAUUUAACAUCAGAUGCCAUGACGGACAUGUCAUCGGAUGCUGAAUCGUACGACGGGAACCACAGUCCUAUGAGAAGAGUUCAGAAACUGAUACACUCAUCAAUGAAAGUCAAACCAAGGCGGAAGAAAAAAAUGCCACCCGAACUGAAAAUCGUAAAAGCACAGACAAGUGAUUCGCCUUAUCAUUCCGAUCAUGAAAAGUCCUUGAAAUGUAGACGACCGAGAAGUGUAUCAAUGUUUAACGAAACAACAGAGAAACCGAGACUGAAUCCCGCAUCAUGGCACCAAUUUAGGUGUUUACCACCAGCAAAGUAUGUCACAACUUCACAAGUUCUAAUUCUAUAGUUCACAAUAACUAUUAAUUAUGAAAUAAUUAAU